AUGCCACUGCUCGGUGACGGGCCCAUCUGGCACUACUACAAGCAGAUCUACACCGGUCCGUGCAAGGACAACAUUCUGCCCUCACUGCUCUUCUACAGCAACUUUGCCAGCUCGCUGGACGAUGUCUGCGUUCCACCUUCAGUCAUUCUCUCGACGCUCUUCUACCUGAGUCUCGCGGCGCCCAUCAUCCUCUACUCGCUGAACAACAAAAUGCUGGGCGCAAUUGUUUUCCUCGGUCUCAUCCUCCUUGGAUCAAUUGCCAGCGUUCUGCCGAAGUACGUCUUCAACCUGCCAGUGGCCCCAUACGAGAUUGCGGCCAUGUCCUCGGUGGCGCAGGCGAAGCUCUCCUUCGUCCACUACUACGCCGCCACCGACCAGCUGCUGGUCGUCUUUGUCUGUGGCCUCUUCAUCGGCUACCUCAUCAAGUGCAAGCCGAAGAUCAACCUGGGCGGCACCUUCACUAAUUUGGUCCUGUGGGUGGGCCUGAUGGCGCUGCCCUUCAUCUCCACCAACUGGAACGAGGGCUUCAAGCCACUGGAGGGCAACUUUUCGCAGUUUAGCUUUGUCUCUUGGUUCGUCCUCAGUAAGAUCAUGUGGGCGGCUGGCUUCGGCUGGAUGAUGUUUGCCUGCAGCACUGAUCGAGCAGGUCCCUUUAGUGACCUUUUCCGCGUGCCAUUGCUUCGGCCGCUGACCAAGCUCGCCUUCACCGUGUACAUCAACCACAUAACCAUUCUCAGCUUUCGUCAGCUGAGCAAGAAGGAACUUGGGCCGCUUACUCAUGUUGAAAUUCUCACCGAUGACCUUGCGGACAUCGUCAUCGCCUUCAUCGUUUCCUACAUCUUCUACAUUUUGAUCGAGCGGCCAAUGUACUACUGGAUCAAGAUAGUGCUGCAGCUGCAGCCACAGCAGCUGCCACCGAAUGGUGGUCGAUUCUCCACCAAUGAUCUCGAGUCCAAUGGAAAGCGAAACAGGAAGGAGGAGGAGGGCGAGUUUGCCCUGAAGCCACUCAACUCUUCGGAGACUCGUCACUGA
This is a messenger RNA of Rhagoletis zephyria (snowberry fruit fly), 1032 nucleotides long. The record is from RefSeq and is a predicted model, not a curated record. NCBI's taxonomy places the organism in Eukaryota, Metazoa, Arthropoda, Insecta, Diptera, Tephritidae.